UGCUCAGCAAACUCCUCGGGACACCUCCGAAAGUGGACUUGGAUCAAGUGAACAGAUGACAGGGCACCGUCAAGUCAUCUCCGCGGCCGAUAUGACUCGUCCUCGGCUCGAUCACAACCUUCGCCUCGGCUUGUUUUAACUUGUGAAGGUGUAUUGCCCAAUAGUGUGUAAUGAAUGCAUCUGGGGACGGCCAGCUUUCUCCCGACUCUCCAAGUUUGGAGGGAUGUCCGACUGGACAGUCUCCGGCCACCCCCAGGAAGAGACUCCUCUCUGCGGAGGACGCGCGCUGCAGCAGCCGGCCUGCCCCCGAGGGCGCCGGUUCUGUUUCUGUGCCCGAGACGGAGGAGAAGGGAGGCUUUUGUCACAGCUGUCAGAAGAAAGUGUCCGAGUUGAGGAAGCUAGCGUUGGCACUGGCUGACCAAAACUCAUUAAAGGACACGGGCUAUGCAGCUUUUCUGUUCGAGCAGCUCCGCACAUCUGGGAGCAAGGAAGGUGAUGUCACCUGCUGCCAGGUGUGCUUCACACCUCUCCACCAGCUGAAGCAGGAGGUUCUGCAGACUCUCCAUGCUCCCGUCCCCGUCUUCAGCCCCGACAUGCCGGCCCCGCCUGCCUCUUCCUUUCUACCGCAGCCAUCAAGAUUUGCUCUGUCAUCAUCCAACAUCCAUGCAAGCCAAAUGCCCAAAGGCCAAGCUGCCUCCCACUCAGUCCUGUCCUUGGGGGAGCAGCCUAGGGGGCUGUGCUGGUCCCAGAACUCCUCAGUCCCGUCAGGUUCAAAGACCAGUGUCCAGGUGACAGUGGCAGGAGGUCAAUUCACUGGAUCCCUGAGCUCUGUCACCAUCCAAGCACAGCAGUACCUUGAGGGCGUUUGGAGCAUCUCCAGGGUCAACAACUUCCUUCCUCAACCUAAACCAGCCCAGAGCUUGAUGGGAGACGCCGGCAAAGAUGUCACAACCUCCGUGAUGUCGCUCAACACCAUAACCACCAGUAACAGCAGUACCAAGAGUAGCACCUUGGCACCCUGUCGCCUAAGAGGCCCCAUGAAAACGGGCAUCCCUAUCCCCACCACCAGUGCAUCCAGCUCCAUCACACACUCCUCAUCUGCAACAGCCUCCUUCUUCAUCAGGGCAGCUCAGAAGCUGAACCUGUCCUCCAAACGGAAGAAGCAGCAGCCUUCCCUGCUCCACCCACAGGAGCCCUCCAUCUAUCCAACCAACUUCAGUGGCAUCCUGCAGGUUUCGCCCCCUCCUGCCCCGCCAUGCCUUCUCCGCGCCGUGUCCAAAGUGAAAGAGAACCCAGGGAUGGGAAAGGUCAAAGUCAUGAUGCGUAUUUGCCCAUCCUUGGAGGCGACAGACUCAUCAGAGUCUCAGUCCUUCUUAAAAGUGGACAGCCGGAAAAAGCAGGUAACCCUCUACGAUCCUGCAUCCAGCCCCCCACACUCCAGUUCAGGACACAGACGCUCCGCCACUGUUGCUGUCCCGAAGAUAUUCGCUUUUGAUGCAGUUUUUACGCAGGACGCCUCACAAGCUGAGGUGUGUUCAGGUACAGUAGCAGAGGUCAUUCAGUCAGUGGCGAAUGGCGCAGACGGGUGCAUCUUCUGCUUCGGACAAGUUAAGCUCGGCAAGACAAACACUAUGAUUGGCAAAGACAGCUCCACUCAGACCUUAGGUGUCGUGCCCUGUGCCAUCUCCUGGCUCUUCAAGCUCAUCAACGAACGCAAGGAGAAGACGGGCGCCCGCUUCUCUGUCCGAGUGUCUGCUGUGGAAAUCUUUGGGAAAGAAGAGGAGCUGAAGGACCUGCUCUCUGAAGUAUCGACGGGUAGCCAGCAGGAGGGCCAGUCUCCAGGCAUCCAUCUCAGAGAGGAUCCCAUUUGUGGCACUCAACUUCAGAAUCAGAGCGAGCUUCACGCCUCGACAGCUGAGAAGGCAGCCUUCUUCCUGGAUGCUGCCAUAUCGGCCCGCAGCACCAGCCAGCCCAAUGCAGAUGAGGAGGAGAGACGCAACUCACACAUGCUGUUCACGCUGCAUAUCUACCAGUACCGCAUGGAGAAGAGUGGCAAGGGAGGAAUGUCAGGUGGACGGAGCAGGCUGCACCUCAUUGAUCUGGGGAGCUGUGAAAAGGUUCUGAGUAAAAGUCGAGACGCCGGGGGUGGUGCGUGUCUUUCUCUGAAUGCGUUGGGGAAUGUCAUUAUGGCUUUAGCAAAUGGAGCAAAACACGUACCUUACAGAGACAGCAAACUGACAAUGUUGCUGAGAGAGUCCCUUGGCAACAUCAACUGUCGAACCACCAUGAUUGCCCACAUCUCUGAUUCUCCGGUUAACUACGCCGACUCACUCACCACGAUCCAACUGGCAUCCCGCAUUCACCGCAUGAGGAAAAAGAAAUCAAAGUAUGCAUCCAGUUCAUCUGGAGGGGAAAGUUCCUGUGAGGAAGGGAGGAUCCGUCGACCACCUCACCUCAGGCCUUUUCAUCCUCGGACUGUGGCCUUGGACCCAGAUCUACCCUCUCUGCUCAGUGACCCAGAAUACUCCUCCAGUAGUGAACAGUCAUGCGACACUGUCAUUUAUGUGGGACCUGGAGGAGCUGCAAUCUCGGACAGGGAGCUUAGUGACAAUGAAGGUCCACCUGCCUUUGUUCCCAUCAUCCCUUCUCUGAACAAGAAGAGGACAGCAAAGGAGGAUCCCUUAGACAGAGACCACUUCUUUAAAUGCAACACAUUUGCUGAGUUGCAAGAGAGGUUGGAAUGUAUCGAUGGUAGUGAAGAACCUACAGCAUUUGUUGGUGAGGGCAAACGAAACCAGGCGAGCCCUAAGAUGGACAAAUCUAAGGAGAGUUGGAGUUCUGUUUCACCAAAGAUUGUUGCAAGUAUGACUUGCAACCAAGAUGGCAUCUCACCGAAACAAUCUCCUAAAUCAGUUGCCCUACAGCCAUUUUGCAGUCCUGGCACUAAAUCUAAAGUGGACAUUUCAGAAAGGCAAGACAUACCUGCAGAAAGAAAAGGAUCGGAAUGUGUUCCGAAUGUAUGCAGAACCAGUGCUGAUGGUGAGAGGAACUUGCUUUCAGAAAACAGUGUUGAUGCUGAUAAAUUGCCAAUUGCUGCAACAACUCAUCCUGAACCAGUUGUAAGAGAGAAGAUUCACUUCAACAAGAAAGCCUCUCGCAAGGAAAAUUCCGAAAAGUUGGAACGAUCCAACACCAGAAUGCCCCCGGUAGGAAUGAGCCACAAAGCUGUGAAAGGGAGGGAUCGUUGUAUUUCCCCAAUUGUCCGAGUUCCAAUGGAGGUUUGCCAGGUGAGCUCCAGCUUGCAGGAAAGGUGUUUUGAUCGGGACAUCCUGAGAGCAACUGUCACCUUGCAGCAGCCUGUGGAGCUGAAUGGAGAAGACGAGCUGGUGUUCACUGUGGUAGAGGAACUGUCUGUAGGCAGUAUUGUUGAUAAGGGCAGGCCAUCCAGCAUUAUCAGCUUUAACAGCGACUGUUCUCUGCAGGCCCUUGCCUCUGGCUCCAGACCUGUCAGCAUCAUUAGCAGUAUCAAUGAUGAAUUUGAUGCCUACACAUCAUCUGUUGGGGGAGCUGAUUUGAAUGUUGCAUCGGUCACACCGCUACAGGAAGGAGCAAUUGAGUGUGUACAUAGUAGGGGUUCAUCUGUCAGUUCUUGGCUUAGUGAAGUGAGUGUCUGCACCAUGGAGAGUGAAGGGGCUCAAUCUUCUGAUGUCUUCCUUCCACCAGACAAGAGCUUGGGACCAGAAGCCACCUUUCAUUUUGAUUCCCUUGAUAUGUUCCAUUGUGUAUCAUCAACUAGAGAUGCCAAGAAUUCCUUGAAUGACAGUGGAUUUAGUUUUUCUGAACAGGACAGUGACAGUGCUGCCUCAAGCAAACUAUCAUUGACAAAGUGCCCCCCAUCUCCAGAUUCAACCAAAGCAUCCCUUAGAUUACCUUCUAAAAUAACAAACGCUCAUUCAUUUAGCUCUACACUUUCACAGAGUCCCUCCAUGGUUCACUCCAGUCUUCCAAGGAAAGUGAAACCUACCUCAUCCAUCCCCAGUAGUAGCAGUAGCAGCGACAGUAGAGAUCCACUGAGGCAAGAUGCCAAGCAGGAAAAUCACUGGCAGCGCACAGACAACCUCCCGCAAGCUCAACCGAUUGUCUCCACCAGCAGAUUUGUCAGAACGCCCCCCAGUGGUAUCUCUUCAAGCAAAGUAUCAAACACCUGUAACAGCGCACCUCGACUAUCCAAGGCACAUGGGUCAACCUCAUCCCAAAGGGUGGUUGAUGGGUGUGAGAAGUCUUUCAGUAAGAAGUCUGAUCCUCCCAGCAGAAUGCCUCAGCUAAGAAGAGGUGCCACCACUCUAGGAACAGUGCCCGUCAUCCAUUCCUCAAUGGACUACAAGGGAGCCCAAGAUGUUGCAGCAGCAACAAGUCUUAAAUUCUCCUCUCUAGGGAAAAACAACAAGGCUAACUCACAGAAAUCAAGUAAUCUACCCAGAGCUGGUUGCAUAUCUCCUCCUCCACCGCCAGUAAGAAAGUCCAGUCUCGACCAUAAGACUAAGAUCCUUCUACCCCAAAGUGCCUUAAAGUCAGCAUAUGGGGAGGCAGGAAGGAGCAUUGGAACAAGGGCAGUGGUAUCAGAGGAUGAGCUUGAGGUUCGUCACAGAGUAGACUCCAUUAGUUUAAAAACCUCUAGUCUAAGAGCUGACCACAGCAAUGUCAAAGUUACCUCAAGUCUAAAGGCAAGAGGGACAAGAGGUGAAGCUGGACAUCACUAUGGUAGUCAGAUAUCCUUGGAGAGGUGUGACAGCGUGUCUCUGUCCAGCCCCCGAGCUGGGCUUAGUAGGGAAAAUAGUGGUGCGAGUCUGGGGAGCAACAGUAGCAAAGUUGGCAAAUCUAUUCCUAGAUUUGGUAUUCCUAAUUCAUCAAGUUCUCCUAUCGCUACCUGUCCGUCAUCCCCAGGUGCAGGAACUAUAAGUAAAACAGGCCAUGUCAAAGCAUCAGGAAAUCCUCGAGCAUUAGGAGCACUCAGUAGCAGUAAGGCACGCUCAUUGUCCGCCAACAGUUCCAAAGGCCUAAGUUCCUCCACCAAAUCUUUGGCCACUGCAGUCACUAGGAAUACCAAUGCCAACCUUCCUCCAUCAGGCAGAACGUCAGGGCCUCGGACCAUUGCUGCUGUCAGUAGCAAGCCUGGGAGAGGGACUAUCAUGGGCGCAAAGCAGGCCGUACGAGCCGCCAACAGCCGUGUGAGCGAACUGGCAACAAGUGGCAUAUCGAGCAAGCACGUGAGAGUUUCCAGAGAUUCGGACAGUGGCAACGACAGUGGUGUGAACUUGGGUGAUUACAAAUCUCCGAUUGCUAUGCUACCCUCGCCAUACAGCAAAAUUACAGCACCCAGGCGGCCCCAGCGUUACAGCAGUGGUCACGGCAGUGACAACAGUAGUGUGUUGAGUGGGGAGUUGCCUCCAGCAAUGGGCCGCACAGCUCUCUUCUAUCAUAGUGGCGGAAGCAGCGGAUAUGAGAGUAUGAUCCGUGACAGUGAAGCCACGGGGAGUGCUUCCUCUGCCCAUGACUCAAUGAGUGAGAGUGGAAUAUCAUCUUCAGGCAGAACAAGGAGCUCCAAGUAUCCCAAAAAAAGAGCAACUGGUUUCCAGAGACGACGCCUAAUUCCAGCGCCCCUGCCAGAUACCUCAUCCCUGGGGAAGAAAGUGGGCACAGCGGGCCAGUGGGUCGACCUGCCCCCAACACUGAAAGAGCCUUUUGAAAUCAAGGUCUACGAGAUCGACGAUGUGGAACGCCUUCAGAGAAGACGUCAGGAACAGGCUACAGAGCAGCCAUUUAACGAUGUUGACAAGGGCCUGUUGUAUUUUAACAAUAAGUUGAAGAUGUUGGAGAAAAGGCAACAGCAAGUAAGGGAAUUGAAAUCAAAGCAUGAAGUGCUGAUGGAGGAGCUGGAGGACACCAAGGCCCGGCUGAUGAUGGAUCCCAGCAAGUGGACCGGAGAGUUUGAAGUGGACCCAAGUUUGGAUAAAGAGUCUCCGGAGUACUUGGAUGUCUUGGAGCGGGUCACAGAGGAGCUGGAGUUUUGCGUCAACUUGUGCAAGUCACGUGUCAUGAUGGUGACUUGCUUCGACAUCAGCACACAGGCCGUCACCGCUUACGAGGAACCGCAGGAAGUUGAAGUCUGAGGAUGAAUGGAAGUCGAGUCGGUGAAACGAGGAAGUGAGGAAGUGAAGAAGUGAAAGGAUGGUAAUAUGUAGCAGCCACUUCAAGGAUAUUACUGCAACAAAGAAUGCCUAGAUGAUAAGAGUCUACAUGAAAUCGUAACCACUUUGCUACAGUGCCUCGUUGUCCAGGACACGUUUGAAGGCGGUGAAAUGAAACGUGAGCACAAAUGCAUAGCAUUGGCCAUCACAAACUCUUAUUCAAGAGUCAGUGAACACCAGGAAGUGCCUUGAUUAAAAAUGGUUUCAUGUCAUUGUUUUUUCUUUGGUGACGGUAUCUCUAGAAACCUAAGCAAACCCUGAAAAUAUUGCUUUUAAGAACAAAUAUUUUAUAUUGCAUUGUAAAGUGUAUUUAUGAUUAUGUAGUGUGUAAAAAAAUCUCAUUGCAAGGGUAGAAAUAAAGAGGGGGGGGGGGAAAAAAGCAAUAAGCUAAUGUUAUUGCGAUCCCAAACUUCGCCUUUUCUCUUGUUUGAAACCUCAGUCAGCAUUUCCGUCAUGUUCAUUCAGCAUCUUGCGCCUUAUGUUCACUUUCGUAGUUUUCUAGCUCUUCAAAAUGGACUGUGUUCUCUCAAUACCAAUGCAUUUUCUCUCAUCCCCCAUCACCUGCCAGCUUGCCUGCGGAAUACUCCGAGGUUGAGUGAAUGUUUUUUUUGUCCCUCCAGUUGCCUUGAUCACAAUGGGUCUCAGUGGAUGCACUAAGGUAGAACUGCGGUUAUAUCUAUGGGUGCCCAAAAUGAGAUGUUGAGCCAAAACAUAUCAAUCAGAAAGCUGCUGUGAUGGACAGUUAGUGUUAGUGUUCUCAUUGGUGCCUCUACAUGUGCUCAUGUUACGGUUUUCUAUACAAGCCUACACUAAGCAUGAUGAAUAGUUACGCUGAUGGCAAAUGGGGAUCCAAAUUUAAAAUGUAAAAAAAAAAAAAAAAAAAAAAAAAAAAAAGAGGCAGAGAGGAGAAAGCACAAAUAAGCCUGUCUAGUUUUUGUUGUUGUUCAUUUGUUAUAGCCGAGCCUCAGCUCUAUGCAUUCCACUUUUGAAUGAAACAACAGUUGGACUAUCAUUACCGACUUAAAAAGCAGCAGCACAUGUUGGACUGUUUGCCCUGGACUAUUUUAUUCGAUAUUUUUUAAUUUAGGCAAGUUUAAAAAAACGGCAUGAAACUACUCCACUCCACCAUUGCUAUAGUUUCCAGUGAAAUUAUGCAGCGAAUACAAACAAAUGGUGUUAGCAAUCUGUAUGUCAUCUAAGAUGAUCACUGGAAAUGAAUGUGAUGAACAUGCAACUUUUUUAUUUUUAUUUUGAUGCAUUUUAUUUCUAUAUCUAUGACAAUAGGAAUUUGUUUACGUUCUUCAACAAAGAUGUUCUCUCUCAGGCCCUCUCUGAAGAUGCUGCAUGAAAUUUUUUAAUCAUUUUUUUAGGGAUGAUUUCUACUCCAUUUUUACCAUUCAAAUUUUUUACAAUAACUUCACUUUUCACUAAUGUGGGUUUAGGCUUAUGAACGAAAAAUCUGUAGUCCCAAACCAGGACCUUUUUCCAAGAAAUUAUUUUAUGUAAGGUCAUAUUUCAUAUCGAAACCCAUAUUUUCGAAUAUCUUUGUUUUUGUAUAGGAUUUGCAAAACCCUGUGUAUAAAUGUAUGAUAUGGCAGCUCGUGUUUUACUUUUACAGUAUCUGUGAAUAAAAUACUUCUUACUGAUGA
Messenger RNA from Phycodurus eques (leafy seadragon), 7897 nucleotides. It is a transcript of the gene kif26ab, whose product is annotated as kinesin family member 26Ab. NCBI's taxonomy places the organism in Eukaryota, Metazoa, Chordata, Actinopteri, Syngnathiformes, Syngnathidae. The record is from RefSeq and is a predicted model, not a curated record. The transcript is spliced from 16 exons. The coding region runs from base 171 to 6170 and encodes 1999 amino acids. Gene Ontology annotation, biological process: microtubule-based movement. Gene Ontology annotation, molecular function: microtubule binding; microtubule motor activity; ATP binding.